UGUGCGCGCAGAGCCGCUGCGGGGAAGCGUGAGCGGAGUUCGCGGGACUCUGGGUCCGGCUUCGGGGCCCACGAACCCGCAGAGGCACCAUGGGCCGGAUCACGGAAGACCUGAUUCGACGGAAUGCUGAGCACAACGAGUGUGUGAUAUUUUCCCUGGAGGAGCUCUCCUUGCACCAGCAAGAAAUAGAGAGGCUGGAGCACAUUGACAAAUGGUGCCGCGAUUUAAAGAUCCUCUACCUUCAAAACAAUCUCAUCGGGAAGAUCGAAAAUGUCAGCAAACUCAAGAAACUCGAAUAUUUGAAUUUAGCUUUAAACAACAUUGAAAAAAUUGAAAAUCUGGAAGGAUGUGAGGGGCUGACGAAACUUGACCUGACAGUAAAUUUCAUCGGGGAGCUGAGCAGCGUGGAGACCCUCCGGGGCAACAUCCACCUGCGGGAGCUCUUUCUCGUGGGGAACCCGUGCGCCGACUUCAACGGCUACCGGCAGUUCGUGGUGGCGACGCUCCGGCAGUUAAAGUGGCUGGACGGGAAAGAAAUAGAACGUUCCGAAAGGAUCCAGGCACUGCAGGACUUCCCUGAAGUUGAGCGACAAGUCAGAGAGCAGGAGAAAGCCUACUGCCUCAGACGAGCCCGAGACAAGAGCGAGGCCCAGAGGAAACUUCGAGAAGAGCAGGAGCGCGGAGAGAAGGAAGGCCGCCCGGGCUCGGACGGACGCUGGGACGCAGACUUCGCUGCGGAUCCCCCACCUUCUGUGGGGAGCAGAGACCACCCCCCAGCACUGGAAGUACAGGAAGGGGAACCCAGCAAGAAGAAAGUAGACGGCGUGGAAGAUGACCUGGAGUUCUGGAAUAAGCCCUGUUCGUUUACUCCUGAGUCUAGAUUGGAAACUCUUAGACAUAUGGAAAAGCAACGAAAAGACAAAGAAAAAUCAAGCGAAAAGAAGAAGAAAGUGAAACCACCCAGGAUGUUGAUCACUGCAGAUGGGAGGGCCCUGAACGUGAACGAGCCCAAACUUGACUUCUCUUUGAAAGAUGAUGAGAAACGCAACCAGAUCAUCCUGGACCUGGCUGUGUACAGGUACAUGGAUACCUCUCUGAUCAGUGUUGACGUGCAGCCAACUUACGUGCGAGUAACGGUCAAGGGAAAGGUGAGGAUGCCCGUGGGCUGGCUCCGUCUCCAAAGCCAACCCUUGGACUAUGCUAGUGUUUCUAACCCUCUAUCCACGGGGCAUCUGGUCGUCUGCAUGCCCAAGGUGGGAGAAGUGAUCACAGGGGGCCCGCGAACGCCCGUGUCUGUGCGGAGUACCUCGGACAGCAGCAGGGAGCACACAGGCGAAAGGAGCAGACAAACUGAGAAACUCGAGGUGGAUCCCAGCAAGCACUCGUUCCCCGACGUGGCUAACAUAGUUGGAGAGAAAACGCCCGCACCCAGAAGAGUCCGACCCGAACCCAAAGUCAUGCCACAUGAGGAAGAUCCAGGCUUUGAAGAUGACCCGGAAGUGCCCCCGCUGAUCUGACACGUCAGGCUGCAGCGACUGGGGCCCCCUCCCAGGACCCAGCUUUGCUCAGCGCAGAGAGUGUAUGCAUCUCGCUUGUGGGACACAUACAGAGCUAUUUACCAACAUCACCACCCCAGUGUCGGAGCUCCCACUUGCUGCAGUAAUAUUCUUAAACCACUUUAAAAUGAGAAGUGUACCUUAAAUGUGCUAUAACCCACUAUUUGUCUAGAAUAAAGUGUUUGCUAGUGAAAAUGAAUGUUCAGUAAAUCAUAGAGCUAACCUAAUGCAAAUAUUCCUUAAACAACCAAAACACAUGGUGUUAUGGACCGAAUGUGCUCCCCACCCCCCAGUCCCCAUGUUGAAGCCCUAAUCCCACUGAGGUGGUGUUUGGAGGUGGUUAGGUCAGAUGAGGUCAUGAGGAUGGGCCCCCUGGUGGGAUUAGUGUCCUUAGAAAAGAGGAACCCCAGCUCGCUUUCUCUCUCCCCACUCUUCUCUCUCUCCACCUCGUGAGGACACUGAGAAGACAGCCGUCUGCACGCCAGGAAGGACUUCCCAGGAACCGCACCAGCCGCACCUUGAACUCAGACGUCCAGCCUCCAGAACCGUGAAAAACCAUUUCUGUUGUUCAGGCACCACCCAUAUAUUAUUGUGUUACAGCAACCUAAGCAUCUGCUGUGUCAACUCCCCCC
Myotis davidii is the source of this 2188-nucleotide messenger RNA. RefSeq names its product leucine rich repeat containing 6 (gene DNAAF11). NCBI's taxonomy places the organism in Eukaryota, Metazoa, Chordata, Mammalia, Chiroptera, Vespertilionidae. The transcript has 12 exons. The record is from RefSeq and is a predicted model, not a curated record. Bases 90 to 1517 code for a protein of 475 amino acids. Gene Ontology annotation, biological process: outer dynein arm assembly. Gene Ontology annotation, cellular component: cytoplasm. Gene Ontology annotation, molecular function: protein binding.